GACAGUGGAGCCGAAAUUAUUUUCCCUCUCGGACUGUGAGAGAGCGCGUAGAAUCGCAGCUACCCUCUCCUGGACGCGCGUCGGUCCAGAACCCGGUUAAUUCGGCAGUAAGCGCGCGUGUGUCCGUCCGGCUUCCAGCGAGAUCACCGACUUGCACAUGGUCAGUGGCAAUGGGACCAUAAAGGAACAAAUUCCAUAGCACAGAGAGAGAGAAAAAACUGACGGGUGAACAUCUCACAGAGAAGUGGACAUGGAGACGCGCAGAGGAGAUGUGAUAUAACAGACUGGACAAGAAGAAGCUUCUGGGAUUUAUUUCUCGACUUGAAAUAAUCAGUUUUAAGUGGUUAUAGCAUUUUUCCAAGUACAUUUCUUACUGUUACAUGCAAGCAUGAGCCGAAAAGAGAUGAUGUUCUGUUCUGGAUGCUGGAGUGCGCCGAUGGUCUCUGCCCUUCUGGUUGUCUUCUUGAUACCAUUGUUUGCCCAUGGAAACACUGUAGUGGGAAAUGAGACUGAGGCUGACAGUGCUCUUAAUGUGACCUCCUUGUCUACCGAGGGUGAGGAGGAGAAGCUGAAAGAAGUGUCCAGUGCCACAUACCUGACUCAAGGCAGUGAGCAGAAGGAAGAAGGCAGUGGCAUGCUGGAAGAGGUCAUUUCACCAACUCCUGGUACUAGUAAGAUGGCCACCACCAGCUUGCCAGGCCCAGAGAUCAGCCCUGACUCUGCUGAGACCGACCACUUGCUACCCCAUGACCCAGACAAUAAAUUUACAAAGGAUCAGAAACAUGAAGAGGAAAAAGUUACACCAGAUGUACCCACACAGCCACCUUGGCAGGCCAAAAGAGACAUGGAGACCACUGUGUUUGACCUGGACCAUGAAGAUCACGAAUCUCCCACAACCCCUCCCCCUACACCCCCACCUUCGCCUUCAGACGUAACUGUAGAUUUCUUCGACUCUGGUUCCAGUCACAAGAACCUAGAACCUCCAUCUCUGUCCCCCCAUGAGCUUCAGGGCGGUGACCCCACCUCCUGGGACAUGCCGGAAGACUACACAACGCCCUAUGAUGACAGCGUGUCUCCCACUACGGAAGAUUACCCCUACAGCAGCACUACUGACUCUUACGAUGAUGAUCUCACCACUACGCCUUCCUCCGAGCCAAUCCACCCACGUUUGUCCUUCAACCCUGAUAACACACAAACCAAAUGGUCCAAUGCAGUCGAGGAAUCACCUGUUCCCCCAGACGUGGGUGACUCUGUUUAUGGCUCAGACUGUCGGCAGGGCUUUGUCCGUAGCAAUGGCACCUGCAAGUCCCCAUGCAACCUUCAGCCCAGCUUCUGCUUCAACGGAGGCCAAUGCUACGUCCUGGAGGGAACUCAGAUGUUCUGCAGGUGCAACAUUCAGGAUUACAUGUGGCACAAGGGUGCCCGCUGUGAGUCGGUCAUCACGGAGUUCCAGGUGAUGUGCAUCGCCAUCGGAGCCACCGCCCUCAUGGUGCUACUACUCUUCAUGAUCAUCGUUUGCUUCGCCAAGAAGUUGCAUGUGCUCAAAACUGAGAAUCAAAAGUUGCGUAAGCGCAGCAGUAAGUACCGUCCUUCCUCGGAGCACCACAAUGAUAAUUUCUCGUUGUCCACCAUCGCUGAGGGCUCCCAUCCAAAUGUAAGGAAACUUUGCGACACCCCUCCUAACCUCCCUCAUGCCCGUGCUUUGGCUUACUAUGAUAACAUUAUAUGUCAGAAAACCAUGAGCAGAUACACCUGGGAGUGUAAGACCAAAGAGGAGCCCGACUGUGAGGAUGAUCCUAAUGCCCAGAACAAGCUGGAGGACCCCGUGAAGGCCCCCCCACCCAAAGAGGACGAGUCGCUGAACAUCCAGAACUCACUCACCCCUAAGCACGAGAACCAUAAGGUGCUGGGCGAGGAGAACUCCUCGGAGGGACGAAUGACUAUUGAUGUGGAGCUCCACCUUCCCAAACGUGCCAAAGUCUUACCCAAACCCAAUCCAUUAGUCCACUAUGACGUGUUCCUCUAUAAAGUAGCCAAAUCACAAGAAAGGGUAAAGCACAGGGUAAGGUGGGAGGACUGUGAAUACAGUGUCUAUGAGUCUCCAUUCUCCUGCUGUCCGGCCUACAGCCCCGUCAGCACACGCUCACUGCCUGCGAUCAUCAACAGGACUGGACCGUGCAAAGGCAUGCCAUGCACCCCAUCUGUGCCCUUUAAGAAAAGUUUCGGACAAGCCUGAGGGGUCACACCAACACAUAUGGUCACAUUAUACUCAUGGUGGUUAAUCAACACUGUAAAGUGAAGACUUUAAUACAGACUGGCUAAAUAAAAUGGUGCUCAGCAAACAAUAUGUAUUGUGGGAAACAUGUUAAAAUGCAUGCCAUUUAUGAAAUCUAUGUAAUUUACAGCUAUAUCAGCUGAAUCAAUUGUUACAGUGAUAUCAUAAAGGUGGCUCCUUACGUUGUCAAACUUACGUACAAACUUUGAAACCGUUUCUUCUUGUUUUUGUAAUGGAACAGGCAUGGUAAACAGGUUUGCAAUUGAGGAAAUGAGAUCCACAGAAUAAUCAGAAUAAUUUAAUUUUAUACAUUGACUGCCCCUAAAGCCCAGAGGUAGAGUGUGUGUUUCAACAGCAACGUGUGGUCAAAGAGGGGCCCUGAAACACCAAAAGCAACAGAGCCGUCUUGUGAACUGCAGGGAGCUCCAGGGCCCUUUUGUCCCACAUGGGAUUAAAUCAGCAUGGUCCAUUAGCUUCUUGGUGACACAAAGACACAGUUUGCUAGCGUAACACACACACCACAGAGAAGAAAAAACAUCUGAUAUUCUUAUUGCCUAUUUAAUUCAUAGUUUUAAAUGUUUGUUUGUUUUUUGGCAAAUACUGGCACUGUAACUGGCAAGUUAAUUAUGAUCCAUAUUACACAUGUAUAAGAGCAAGCUCACAGAAAGAAAAAAAAUAGGAAAGACUUCCCUUUUUGGAUUUUAAAUUUUUUAAUUUGAUUUUUUUAAUGACAUAGAUGCAACAUGUCAAAUAGAUUUUAGUGCAAAUGAACGGGGUGGUCUCUCCUGCCAUCUAGUGAUUGCUUGCAUUGUUUCAGCACACCAAAGCAGGCCUGUUUGAUUAAUUACAUUUUUUCAGAAUCAACACAGAUUCCAAUUCCUGGUUUGGGAAUCGACAGAUAUGACAAAACAUAAAAUUCCUUUAUCAUAUAUUUAAGAUGAUUUUUUAAACUGACAUUUUGUUAUUUAUGUAUUGAUAAAACACCAACUGUGUGAAUAUUUGACAUCAGAUUCCAUUUGAUCUUUUAGUUUUUUCUUUUUUCAUACAAACCUUUGAACAAAGACAAAACUUACAUUUUAUUUAAUGCAUUUGUUAGACACGUUCAUCCAAAUUGACUUACAGUACUUUCAAUCUAUGCAUCAGUAUGCACUCGCAUGGGAAUCAAAUCAUGACCUUGGUGUUACUCUAUUAUUCUCUACCUGUUGAGCUACAGGAUCUUUUGCAAUGCCAUUAUUUUAAUGUUUAUUGAAAAGUCUGGACUUUUUCCUGUCCUAUUUGUGUGGGAGUGACAUGAUGGGAACACAGUUUUGAAACCUGCACAGGUCCUAAGGCAUAGUAAGGCAUCAAGGCAAAUAUCUGUCUGAU
Molecule: messenger RNA, 3640 nt
Organism: Xyrauchen texanus (razorback sucker)
Lineage: Eukaryota; Metazoa; Chordata; Actinopteri; Cypriniformes; Catostomidae
Product: chondroitin sulfate proteoglycan 5-like
Exons: 7
Coding region: 389-2236 (615 amino acids)
Biological process (GO): nervous system development
Source: RefSeq, a predicted model, not a curated record